AUGGUUGACCUCAUCUCCCCUCCUGAUCCUCGCACCCUACUCCCGCCUCUGCUGGCUUGUCUCCCUACGGCUUUUGUAUCGCCAUUGCCCCCGCCUGCACUUUUGCCUCUCCUAUCGCCCGUGCUACGCCAGCGUGUUCAGGUUCUGAGUUCCCUCGCCGCUUCUCCGAGCGAAUCAUGGCUGCGACUACUUUGUUGGGACUCCGGAAAAGCUGAGCGUCUUCAAACGGUGGUGAAUGAGAGCAGCUUUGAACCACACCCAGUGUCGGGCGAGAUUGAACUACCCGAUGAGGUUCCCGUGGAAUAUAAGCGCGUGGACGAGGAGACACUACAGUCCCGCGUUUUGCUCUCGGACUAUCGUUUAAAGGCUAUCUAUCUGUGGUGCCCCAACGACAAGGAUGGUGGCGGACCCGGGUGGCGAGUCGCAGAACUUUUGCCCUACGAAAGCAGUAGGGCAGAUGGUGAUGUCUGGUCGGCAUCGAUAGGGGAAGCCAAUUCACACUCCAAGGAGCGGUUGAUGGAGGAUGCUUUAAGAGCGGCGGAGAAGGAGGAGGAAGCUGCUAAAGACGAAGAAGAUGACGACGACGAUUACUGGGCUCAGUAUGACGCUACACCGGGGAGGACCCCAUCGGUGAAACCCCCCGCUCCUAAUGGACGAUCUGCCCUUCAGCACCAGGACAUGUCUGAAGCGUCCUACUUCUCGCGAUAUGCCGAUGUGCAGCCGGCGAUGGACAACCAUGAUCCAUCGGAAGAACAGCCAGAACUCGGUCCAUCUUCCCUGGGCGGAGAUUUGCUAGCCAAUCUCCUCAAACCUCAUGCUGAUACUCAAGCAUCUGAGAACCCACUGCACCUCAAUGGUCAUGGAGACGCUGAUAGUGCACUGAACCAUCCACGACCAUCAUCUGCCUCGUCUAACAGCUCGGAGGCUGUUGCCAAGCUCGAGUUGGAGGCCGAAAAUCAGUCAGCAUGCGAGGUAGGCGUCAAGCAGCAUAUUGGCUCUAACAUCAAGAGUCUGUUCCGGCUCGCUAGAGCCACAGGGAUCACACGCGCCGAGUUUCAGUCGCUCGUCAGAACAGAGCUGGAGUUGUUAAAUAUGUCCGAUGAUGAUUAG
Molecule: messenger RNA, 1110 nt
Organism: Aspergillus nomiae NRRL 13137
Lineage: Eukaryota; Fungi; Ascomycota; Eurotiomycetes; Eurotiales; Aspergillaceae
Exons: 1
Coding region: 1-1110 (369 amino acids)
Source: RefSeq, a predicted model, not a curated record